Molecule: messenger RNA, 834 nt
Organism: Cebus imitator (Panamanian white-faced capuchin)
Lineage: Eukaryota; Metazoa; Chordata; Mammalia; Primates; Cebidae
Gene: TYR
Product: tyrosinase
Exons: 2
Coding region: 1-444 (147 amino acids)
Source: RefSeq, a predicted model, not a curated record
AUGUUUCUUAGUCUGAAUAACCCUUUUCUCUACAGUAUUUUUGAGCAGUGGCUCCGAAGGCAUCACCCUCUUCUAGAAGUUUAUCCAGAAGCUAAUGCACCCAUUGGACAUAACCGGGAAUCUUACAUGGUUCCUUUUAUACCACUCUACAAAAAUGGCGAUUUCUUUGUUUCAUCCAAAGAUCUGGGCUAUGACUAUAGCUACCUACAAGAUUCAGACCCAGACUCUUUUCAAGACUACAUUAAGUCCUAUUUGGAACAAGCCAGUCGGAUCUGGUCAUGGCUCCUUGGGGCAGCAAUGGUAGGGGCCGCCCUCACUGCCCUGCUGGCAGGGCUCGCCAGCUUGCUGUGCCGUCACAAGAGAAAGGAGCUUCCUGAAGAAAAGCAGCCACUCCUCAUGGAGAAAGAGGAUUGCCACAGCUUGUUGUAUCAGAGCCAUGUAUAAAAAAAAGGCUUAGGCAAUAAAGUAGGGCCAAAAAGCCUGACCACACUGACUCAAAGUAAUGUCCAGGUUCCCAGAGGAUAGCUGCUGGUAUCUUUCUGAAAAGACCGUUUGCAAAAUUGUGACCUAAUACAAGGUGUACCCUUCUUCCAACUCAGGUGGAACACGUCUGUCUUUGUCUUGCUGUUUUGACUCGGCCCUUUUAACAUUUUUCCCCUAAGCCCAUACUUCUAAGGAAAGGAUGCUAUUUAGUAAUGAGGAACUGUUGCUUGUAUCUGAAUUAAAGUGCUCUUAUUAAAAAAUUGAAAUAAUUUUGAUUUUUGCCUUGAUUAUUUAAAAAUACAUAUUUUUUAUUGGCCCUAUCUUUAUUUUAAGAAAACAGUGACAAAUCUA